AUGAAAGUGCGACUGAUUGCGAUCCUGGUCAUGCUUGUCGGCAUGAUCGGAUCGGGUGUGCUGACCACACAGAUUGCCGCCUCACAAGGCCGUCACGAGCUCGUUUACACCGAUCGUGCUGAAGACGGCGAUCCGCCACAGAUCGCGCUUGGGAUCGCGAUGGGCGCGUUCCGCGGAAUCUUCGUGAACAUCCUCUGGCUCGAGGCGACCGCCGCGAAAGAAGAAGGGCGAUUCUACGAGUCCAUCGAGCUGGCGCGGAUGAUCACGCAGCUUCAGCCUCGCCUACCUCAGGUAUGGACCUUCCACGCGUGGAACAUGACCUACAACAUCUCUGUGACGACCCAUACCCCAGAAGAACGCUGGGAAUGGGUGAUCGCUGGGAUUGACCUGCUCCGCAAGGAAGGUCUGGUUGCCAAUCCAAACGACAUGCACAUCCACAAGGAACUCGCGUGGAUGCUUCUGCACAAAGUGGGUGGGUACACAGACGACGCGAACCAGUACUACAAGCGGCAGUUCGCGUACGAGUGGCAGAAUAUCCUCGGCCCGGCACCUGUCAUUCUGCCAGACCAACGCCGACGUGAUCAGGUGAUCGAGCUGUAUGCUCAGCAGACUCAACUGAUUGUCGACGCUCCAAAGACACGCUCAGAGCUCGCAGAGCUCAAUCCAGAGUCUGACGAGAUCGCUCGCAAGUUCGAAAGCCGAUUCAAUAUCGUUGGUAGACUCGGGAGCGACCCCGACGCUGGAGAAGAGUUCCUUCGUCGAUUCCAGCUGGAUCGCGAGCUCCAAAGAGCAGGACGCUUCGUCACUAUGCAAGGACAACUGGGUCCAAAGACGAUGCUGAUGCGUCAACUGCGUAGCGAGUACCCCAACGAGCAAGCGUGGAAUGACCUCGCAAACUUUGUCCGCAAGAAUGUGCUCAUCGAUGGGUACAACAUGGAACCAGUGCGGAUGGUUCAGCAAAUCCGCAAGUUUGGUCCCAUCGAUUGGCGACUCCCCACAGCGCACGCACUGUACUGGGGAUCACGCGGCACCGAUGUCGGUCGAAUGGAAGUCACGGCACGCAAUCGCACAUCGCUCGACUUCCUCAACGCAUUCCGUAUGGUCAUGCAAUCCGUACAGGACCUCUGGCGCCACGGCGAUAUGUACUUCAACUACCUCGAUGUCCAUGAGGGACGCGCCGCAUACUACCAAGCGGUACCCAAUGUGUACUUCGUGCCUUCGUACGGCGCGAUGCUCGAAGAGGUUGUCAAUGCGUCGGGAAUCUACGAAGCGGACCACAAGCCGUAUCGUCAAUACGCCGUCGGAUACGAGAACUUCCUUCGUGAUGCGAUCCGCUUCUUCUACCGCCGCGGUGACAAUGUGAGCGCCCAGUUCUGGUUCGAUAAACUCCGCAACUUUGAAGGUGUGAAUGUCAAUAACCCGGACUUUGUGAGAGACAUGGGACUCUCACUGAAAGAGUUUGCGGAUCAGCAGUUGUACGACUCUUUGGGAUCGCCUCAGGUUGCUGUUUCAGAGGUCUACGCAUCACUCCAGAGCGCGUUCUACAACGGCUUGAUGGUCAGGAACUUGGAUGUUUUCAACGGACAAUGGGAUUACGCUCGCAAGGCGCACGCAUACUUCUUUAGCCAGCAGUUCAACGAAGUCGUCGCUUCGACGAAUACCGCUCGUAUGGAGUUCAUGGAUCGCGACUUCACCUUCCUUGCCGGACAGUUGUUUACGAACAUCAUCAUGACUGUCCAUCCUGAGCAAGCGGAGUUGUUGUUCGGUUACGCACCAGAUGACCUCAAACGCUACGCGUACGACUCGCUGGUGUUGCAGUUCAAGCCGACGAUCGAUGAGCUCGUGGCGCAAGGUGAAUCCGAACCGUUCGAAAUCCUGUUCCCAGAGCCAGAAGGUAUGGAACAGUUCCGCAUCGCGUAUCAAGCGAAGAUCGACGCCCGCACCAAUCGCGGCGUCGAGGGGGCGAAGAAGAACUGA
Symbiodinium sp. CCMP2592 is the source of this 1977-nucleotide messenger RNA. NCBI's taxonomy places the organism in Eukaryota, Dinophyceae, Suessiales, Symbiodiniaceae. The record is from the annotation of a GenBank genome assembly.